Molecule: messenger RNA, 1264 nt
Organism: Cyprinodon variegatus (sheepshead minnow)
Lineage: Eukaryota; Metazoa; Chordata; Actinopteri; Cyprinodontiformes; Cyprinodontidae
Product: probable G-protein coupled receptor 148
Exons: 1
Coding region: 146-1099 (317 amino acids)
Biological process (GO): G protein-coupled receptor signaling pathway
Cellular component (GO): membrane
Molecular function (GO): G protein-coupled receptor activity
Source: RefSeq, a predicted model, not a curated record
UAUUUCUGGAUUAGACUUUAUUAUGCGCCUGUAUUUACAGUAAUUUCCGAUGUUCUUUCCCAACAGGACGUAACUGGACAACGUGCAGGGCCAUAUAAAUCCCCAUUAUCAUCUAUCCGUGUUUCCCCUCCAAAACAAUAUCGCAAUGACGUCGUCCGAAGUCAUUUUUAAUCUCACAAAGGAUUGGACUGAAAGCAUGGAGCACUGGCAUCUUCACUUCUUUAUCAUCCCCAGCGUUGUCAUCACUGUGUUCUCAUUUAUUGCAGACCCCGUUGUCCUGGUGUGCAUUAUUCUAUCACGUCCUUUACGUAGAGAGACCCGUUACCUGUUGAUGGCCAACACCCUGGCUGCAGACAUUCUCUUCCUCAGCCUCAACCUGGUCACUUUGAUUGGUAAUGCUGUGAAGGCUAAAAUACCCUGGCUCCUUUGUGAGCUUUUCACCGCCAUCCUUGUCACAGCCUACAGCAGUGCCAUCCUCACUGUGACUCUCAUGGUGGUUGACACCUUUGCCGCAGUGCGCUGGCCUCUCCGUUACCAUAACCUCCUCUCACCAACCCAGACCCACGGCAUACUGGGCAUGGUGUGGAUCUUGUGCGCCAUAUACCCUUUCACGUUGAUGAUGAUGAUGCAGGAUGAGAGUCCCCAUGGGAAAGUACCUGUGUGUCUGGCUCUCAUCUCCUUUGGUUUCUUUGAGGCCAAGGCUGUCGAGGGGAUCUACAUGUACUUCUUUGUUUCUGCACUGAUCUGCAGCUUUAUCAUUCUCUACUGCUACAUUCGCCUGUACAUGGUGACAAGGACGCAGGGAAUCUGGCACAGCCGCUUCUCUAGGGCUCGGGUCACAGUGCUGGUCCACGGAGUUCUUCUUCUGCUCUAUUUUGCCCCUGGCUUUGUUUUUGCCCUGGAGCUCUUCAUCUUUCCAAGGAAAAACAUAAGUCAAGAUCUUCGCGUCUGGAUCAGUACAGUCAAUGCUAAUAUCUUCAUGCUGCUGCCUAGGGCACUUGCUCCUUACCUGUAUGGUCUGAGGUACCGCGAGAUUGCUGAAAGUCUCACACUUCUGCUACACUGGAGCAGGAGAAACCGGGAAAACACCUCAUCAUGAAGAGCUGCCUACUAUGCAGACUAAUGACCAUGUGGUUUACGGCCUAGUUUUUGGGAACUUGUUGCCUAAAGGUCUGUUUUGAUAAGGUUUGUUCAACUAUAAUGUUGAACUAUUGUUUUUAAACAUAUCCCAAUUAAACUUUUAAUGCCUACAUGAUCAGAUUAA